Molecule: messenger RNA, 1254 nt
Organism: Alternaria viburni
Lineage: Eukaryota; Fungi; Ascomycota; Dothideomycetes; Pleosporales; Pleosporaceae
Exons: 1
Coding region: 1-1254 (417 amino acids)
Molecular function (GO): dioxygenase activity
Source: RefSeq, a predicted model, not a curated record
AUGGCCGCCACACUCCCCUCAAGGUCAUCAGAACAUCACUUCUCCAUCUCAAACAUCAUCUCCAAAUUUCGGUCAAAGAAAGGCACGAGCAACAAAAAGUCCGAUGCGCAACCGUCGCGGGAGAUCUUGCAAGAGACGCGCCUGCCACUAAAGCCCGCGCCACUACCCUUAGUCCUACCAGAACAUCAACAGACCCUCUCAGCUCUCGGCUGGACGACCGUCACUUUCCCUGAAUCCUCAUCAUCCCAAUCUGAGGCGAAAAAUCACGAGCACCAAGCCCCAGCGCCUGGGCCUCACCCUCUGCAGGCCGCAUACGAACAGCUCUUCGCAGCAAGUCAAGCUUUCUUCAACCAGCCCGAUAAGGAAAAGCAGCGAUGGAAGCACAAGCUCAAGUCUGAAGAAGGAUGGUCCAAAAUUCCCGGCGAAAAGGAAUUCAUCACUUUGCGAACUCUAGAGUAUUGUCCAGAAGUCUUGAGAGGGCCUGCGAAGAGGUAUUGGGACCUCAUUGGACAGCAUUGCUCGAACACGUUGGGUAGAAUCUCGACGUCCCUUGGGCUACCAGAUGGCGAAGACGAAGGGCUGAGACAGUUCGUUGGACCCUGCGGCGCGCUGCAAGCUACUGAUAAGGAGAAGACUGCGACGAUGCUGCGGUUGUUCAGAUAUGAGGGGUGGGAGGCGAAAGUUGUGGCUGAACCGCAUGCUGAUCUGGGACUGCUAAGCGUGGUUGUUGGUGAUGUGCCUGGCUUGGAAGUUUGGGACGGGGCCAACUGGUUCGAGGUUGAGAAAGUAGUGGAGAGUUCUGGGGGGAAAGGUGCUACCAUGCUCGCUGGACGCCAACUCGAAAGACUUUCCAAUGGUAGAUACCCAGCUGGUGGUCAUCGAGUGGUAGCUUACGGGUCUCCGGAGCCUUCGCCAAACCCUGCCGUCUCCACCUCCCAAGCCUCCACCGAUCUUCCCGAUCCUGCUCCUUCGACAGGCGACAAAAGAUACCGCUUCUCGAUCGUCUAUGUUCUUCGCGCCCACGAACCUCUCAUAAUCAACUCUGAUUCCUUCGAAACUGAGGUCACUGGCAAGUGGCUUGAACCUAUGAAUGGUAUUACCGCGGGUAGAUUCUACGAGAAGAUCAGAGGCCAGCACUUCAACAUCAACAUUGAUAUGGAUGAGAGGGAGAAGCAGAGAAAUAAGCUCAACGUCAAAGGUGGGAAGAAGCAAGCCUGGGAAGUUAAGGAGGGUAAGGUAGCGAGUAGUGGUUAG